Molecule: messenger RNA, 2663 nt
Organism: Drosophila erecta
Lineage: Eukaryota; Metazoa; Arthropoda; Insecta; Diptera; Drosophilidae
Gene: Ythdc1
Product: YTH domain-containing protein 1
Exons: 3
Coding region: 164-2338 (724 amino acids)
Biological process (GO): mRNA splicing, via spliceosome; regulation of alternative mRNA splicing, via spliceosome
Cellular component (GO): nucleoplasm
Molecular function (GO): N6-methyladenosine-containing RNA reader activity; mRNA binding
Source: RefSeq, a predicted model, not a curated record
AUAUAGCCGCACUCUUCUGACGCCAUCGCCAAUUCGUCGCCGCUGCUGUGACGCAGAAUUUGUGUGUAAGCCUCGUAAAAUUGGUGUAAUUUUGCAAUAUAAAAGGGUAUUGUUGCGGUAAAAGUGGACAAAAAGUGGCGCUAAACCGGUGUCCACACAAUUAAUGCCAAGAGCAGCCACAGGUAAACAAACGCUGCCGAUGCGCGAGAUGGCGGACUUGGAUGCUGUGCACCUGGGCCUGGACGAGAACGAGGCGGACAUUGCAGAGGAGCUGCAAGAUUUUGAGUUCAAUACAAGGAGUGAGGCUUCCGAAUCGAAUGGCGGGGACUCCUCCGACUCGGAGCCCAGUAUCAGCUCGGUGAGCACUGCCACAUCCUCCCUGGUGGGCAGUGGUAAGCGGAAGACCAAGAAGCCGACCAAGGAAAGCCCUAAACCCGCUGCCGAGACAAAAUCCUCAAAGUCUUCCGCCAAGAACAAAGCCAAACGGGAACCCACUCCCGAAGAGCUAAAUGGUGGCAAGAAAAAGAAACGCACGGGCACCGAGACCAAGAAAACAAGCUCAUCUGAGCCUUCUGAUAAGGUCAAGGCCAAAUCCCCGGAUACCGAGGAUCGGCAGCCGCCCGUCAAGAAAUCACGCACCAAGAAACCCUCCAACGCCAACGAUUCUGGUGGCCACAAAAGUGAUCUCAGCGAGGCUGAGGACGAGAAACCAAGUCUUCCAACUUUGGAGUCCGACAGCGAGUCUUCUGACUCGGAUUCAGGCACUCAGCACAAGAGAAACGGAGGAAAUGGAGGCGGCAACGGCCGGGGAAAACUAAGUUCCAAAAGCUCUACACCGGAAAAGGAUUCUGUCGGCGGCGGUACGCAUUCACAUUCACAAAAGGGCUACGACUACAUGACGAAGCUGAACUACCUGUUCCGAGACACACGGUUCUUCCUCAUCAAGUCCAACAAUAGCGACAACGUCCAGCUGUCUAAGAACAAGAGUGUGUGGGCCACGCUCCCGCAGAACGACGCCAAUCUUAACCAGGCAUUCAAGGAAGCCAGAAACGUCCUGCUCAUCUUCUCGGUGAACGAGAGUGGUAAAUUUGCAGGCUUUGCCCGGAUGGCGGCCCCCUCACGGCGGGAUAUUCCUCAAGUGGCCUGGGUAUUGCCGCCUAGUAUUUCGCCCAAGGCACUAGGCGGCGUCAUCGAGCUUGACUGGAUCUGCCGAAAGGAAUUGUCUUUCAACGCCACCCUCCACCUGCAUAACACCUGGAACGAGGGGAAGCCGGUGAAGAUCGGCCGCGACGGCCAAGAGAUUGAACCCAAGAUCGGCGGCGAGCUGUGUCGUCUCUUCCCGGAAGAUGAGCAAAUCGAACUCACCCCCAUACUCAAGAAAUCCAAGGAGACAGCUCGAGUUAUGCGAGAAAAAGGCAUCCACGUGAUUUAUAAGCCGCCCAGGAGUCUAUCCUCGCGAGGCCAUGGAGGAGGAGGUCGUGGCGGAGGCAGAGGAGCGAACCACGACCACUUGGGCCCGAUGCGGCACAAGAGGAGCUACCACGGACCACCACACCAUCGCCCGUACCGUCACCAUCAUGGCAUGGGCCUUCCGCCGGGCGGUGGCUUUAAGAGAAGCGGUUCUCCCUACCGCCAGAUGGGAGGUGCAUCAGGAGCACCACCCGGCGGACCGGGCGACAUGGCCAUACCGUCAUGGGAACGCUACAUGUCCUCAGCUGCAGCUGCUGAAGCGUAUGUGGCGGACUACAUGCGCAACAUGCACGGCCAACUUCCGCCGUUACCCUUCGUUCCUCCGUUCGCCCAGCUGCCGAUGCCAGGAGCUGGAGCGGGAGCAGCUGGAGCCCUUCCACCGGGAGCAACGGCUGCCAUGUACGAGCAACUGCCGCCACCGGUGCGGUACUACGAUGGACCGGGUGCACCGCCUCUGCCGGAUUAUCCGCCUCCUCAGCGACCACCACCACCGGGCUUCGACAAGGCGCCGAGCUACGAGGAGUUUGCUGCCUGGAAGAACGCUGGCCUGCCCACAGUGCCACCACCUGGUUUCCCUGUCUACGGCGGCGCAGCCAAUGGCGGUAGCAAUGGAGCUGGCGGCGUAGCUGCUGCACAGGCAGCGGCUGCGGGCGGCGGCAUGGGAGCUGGUGGAGGUGGAGGAUCCGGUGGCGGUAUGGGUGGACCCGGCGGCUAUCGGAAUCGGGACGGCAACAACGGCUCCGCGGGCGGUCGUCGACGGGAGUACGGAAAUCGCAGCGGUGGCGGCGGAUCUUCGCGGGAUUCGCGACCGUUUCGCGAGCGUGGCGGCGGCGGCGGCCAGCGAAGCUAUCGGGACAACAGGCGCUAGGCCGCAUCGAGGUUUAAAACGAGAUCGUGCUCCUGGCCUCGCUAGAAUCGGAAAGUGUAAUCCUAAUCCUCUCGCGUGUGAAAAUUUAAAGAGAAAUAUUGAAUGCGUUACGGUAUAAGCGAAAAGUUAAUAUGAUAAAACCGGCUAUCGUCUGAAGUCGAUACAACUCUCUUUCCCCUUUCUCUCUGUCCCGCUCACCAAACACCCCCACCACCCACACUAAGAUUAAAAAACAAACUUACAACAUAAGCAAAUUUCAAUACAGCAGAGAUCUUAAUGCUAAUUAAAUAUUUUAAACCACAAAAAAAAUACAAAAUGAAAGAGA